Molecule: messenger RNA, 1149 nt
Organism: Manihot esculenta (cassava)
Lineage: Eukaryota; Viridiplantae; Streptophyta; Magnoliopsida; Malpighiales; Euphorbiaceae
Product: ycf3-interacting protein 1, chloroplastic
Exons: 6
Coding region: 134-970 (278 amino acids)
Biological process (GO): photosystem I assembly; response to photooxidative stress
Cellular component (GO): chloroplast thylakoid membrane
Source: RefSeq, a predicted model, not a curated record
GGGUUGCUAUCGUAAAGGCAUUUAGUUUCGAAGGCAUUUGAAGGACUGUCAAAGGCUAACGACCCGAAAAUCAAAACGCAGCUGUGGGUCUUUCCGUUUUAUCCCAAAAAAAGGGAAAAAAGACAACUGUAGGAUGGCUCUGCAAUCCUGGCAGUUGCCAUUAGCUUCCUCGUUAUCUUCUUCUUCUUCUCCUUCUUCUUCUUUACCAUCCCUAUCUUCUGUAGAUACCCAUUCUUUCCUUUUGUACCACCACCAAUGUUCACCUUCUUCAAGAACAAAAUUAGGUGGUCUUUUCCCGAACCGCAGUACAAGCUACAGUAGCUGGAGAAGAAGGAAGACUACUGGCUUCUUGGUUGGCAGAGAGAACUUUGAGCUGCGUGUCCAAGAUGAAGAACUAGAGGAAGAGGAAGAGGAAGAGGAAGAGGGGCCACCCCCCAGUCCUCAAGACCUCCAAUACAUUCAAGAAGUCAAAAGGGUCGUGGACCUUCUGAAGAAAAAUAGAGAUAUGCUUUUUAAUGAGGUGAAGUUGACAAUAAUGAUUGAGGACCCAAGAGAAGUUGAAAGAAGGAGGCUACUUGGCAUUGAAGAUCUUGAUUCCCCAACCAGGGAUGACUUGGCUGAAGCUUUAGAACAAGUAAAUGAAGGUAAAGUCCCAAAAAAUCGUCUUGCACUCAAAAUGCUAGCAGAGGAAAUGAUGAAUUGGCCUAAUUUAGAGGUUGAAGCACCAAAAGAAAGGCCGAAGAAAUCCCUAUAUGCAAAAGCCACUGACACUGGUAUAGAUCCUAAAGAGGCUGCUAAGAGACUUAAAAUUGAUUGGGAUUCAGCCGCUGAUAUUGAAGAUGUUGAAAACAGUGAUGAUGCAGACGUUCCUCCAGCUGUGGGUUAUGGAGCAUUAUACUUGGUCACAGCUUUCCCAGUUAUUAUUGGUAUUUCAGUAGUAUUAAUAUUAUUCUACAAUUCCCUUCGGUAGAAAAUUCUCAUGUGCCAUUUUAAUUACAUUGCUAUUCACAUCCAAACAAAGUAAAUGCCAUGUUGAUAAAGCAAAGUGAUUAAACACAGGCCAAUUUGGACAAUUUAAUAUGCUCAUGAAUGUCACUUUUUAUUGGCCCAAAAAUUCUUUCACAAAAUAAUCCAUCUUUUUCAGGUUUA